This is a messenger RNA of Impatiens glandulifera, 1177 nucleotides long. Its product is annotated as probable carboxylesterase 15. The transcript is spliced from 2 exons. Bases 35 to 1018 code for a protein of 327 amino acids. Lineage: Eukaryota; Viridiplantae; Streptophyta; Magnoliopsida; Ericales; Balsaminaceae. Gene Ontology annotation, molecular function: hydrolase activity. The record is from RefSeq and is a predicted model, not a curated record.
UAGAAGAAAACACAAAAUAUAGAUAUAGAGCGAGAUGGGCUCCCUUCCUGCAGAACUAGUAGAAGAUUUUCAAGGCAUCCUUCAAGUCUAUAGCGACGGUUCUACCUUCCGUUCACAAGAUAUCGACUUCACCAAUAUUUUCCCAUUCCACAACCAUGAAGAAGACGAAUCCGUCGCUUGGAAAGACUGUCGUUUCGACAAAACCCAUGAUCUCAAUCUCCGCCUCUACAAACCCCGACCGACACCUCUUGCAAAUUCAAAACCACUCCCCAUUGUCAUAUUCUUCCACGGUGGCGGCUUUUGCGUUGGGUCUCGUACUUGGCCCAACUGCCACAGCUUCUGUCUCCGUCUCUCCUCAGCUCUCCCCGCCCUCAUCGUCUCUCCUGAUUACCGUCUUGCUCCCGAGCAUAGACUUCCUGCGGCGAUGGACGACGCCAUGCUAGCUCUAACCUGGCUUCGAACACAGUCGGACGAGUGGCUAGACGAGAGGGAAGCUGAUUUUGGGAAUGUAUUCAUAGUGGGGGAUUCUUCCGGUGGUAAUAUUGCGCAUCAGAUGGCUGUUAGAUUGAAGGAAGGGUCGCCCGAACUUGAGCCAAUAAGAGUCCGUGGAUAUGUCCUCAUCGCGCCCUUCUUCGGCGGGACCGUGAAAACCAAGUCUGAGGCUGAGGGCCCGCCGGAGGAACUGCUCACUAUGGACAUCCUUGACAGGUUUUGGAGUUUGUCACUGCCAAAGGGAUGCACCCCAGAUCAUCCAAUGGCUAAUCCUUUCGGACCGUUUAGUACCGAUCUACAGAAGGUGGCACUCGACCCCAUUUUGGUGAUUGUUGGAGGAUGCGAGUUGUUGAAAGAUAGAGUUGAGGAUUAUGCCAAGAGACUCAAGAAAAUAGGUAAAUCGAUCGAGUACUAUGAGUUUGAAGGAAAACAACAUGGAUUCUUCACCAACUAUCCAUACUCUGAUGUGUCUGCUAAGGUGUUGCAACUUCUCCAAAAUUUCAUAUCCCAUUAUUCAGGGAAAUAGGUUAGAUAUGGUGUGUGAAGAUUUUAUCAUUGGAGAUAGAUAAAUGAAUUAGAUUUACAUAAUUAUGUGUGCAUGUGUUAUGUAUUUGAUUUACAUGUUAAGUUAAUAUAGACUUGAAGAAUGGCAAGAGGUAAUGUUUCUUUAUUGAUUGUUUAUUUU